Sphaerodactylus townsendi is the source of this 3478-nucleotide messenger RNA. RefSeq names its product ring finger protein 31 (gene RNF31). Lineage: Eukaryota; Metazoa; Chordata; Lepidosauria; Squamata; Sphaerodactylidae. The transcript is spliced from 18 exons. The record is from RefSeq and is a predicted model, not a curated record. Gene Ontology annotation, cellular component: LUBAC complex. Bases 1 to 2802 code for a protein of 933 amino acids. Gene Ontology annotation, biological process: protein linear polyubiquitination. Gene Ontology annotation, molecular function: ubiquitin protein ligase activity; zinc ion binding; K48-linked polyubiquitin modification-dependent protein binding.
AUGCAAGAAGGGACGGUCAGCGUGAGAGGUGAGCAAGAGAUGGGGACUGAGAGCAGUGGACCGGACCAGAGGCGAUGGGUGUACACCCAUCCUUGCCUGCAGGGAGCCUCUUGUCUUAGCUUGCUGCGAGAGACAGGCAAUCUCAUUACUGAUGCAGCUCCAGAGCACACGCCUCCCGUGCCGGCAUUAUCGCACACAGAGUACCAUCCGCCCGAUUCCUGCCUGCUUUGUGGUUUGGAACCCCCGUCGCUACACUGCCCCUCCUGCGCCCAGUCUCUAUGUCCGGACUGUGAUCACCUCUUCCACAAACACCCAUCGCGGACGCAUCACCGGCGGGUGCCCUUGAAAGAGCAGGCGUGGCGGAGCACGAUGCCACCCAGCCUCUCUGCGGUGAACCCUGAGGCAGUGUCCUCGCAUCCACCCACAGACAGUUGGCGUAGCCUACAGACCCUUCCGCCAGCCCCACGCCCCGCCUGGUUUUGUGCCGCCUGCCGCACCCUCAACGAUGCCCGCUCUGUGCUGUGCGUGGCCUGCGACCGCCCCCGGGGAUGCAAGAUGCCCGCAAGCCUCAGUUCGGAGGAGCAGCUGGCCCGCGGGCACUGGUCCUGCCAGUCGUGCACCUUCGAAAACGAGGCAUCCACGGUGUUGUGCGCAGUGUGCGAGAGGCCCCGUCUGGCUGGGAAACCCGGCACUGGUGACGCCAAGCCCCUGGUCGCCUGGGGGGAGGCAACAGAGAAGCGGCAGGGAGAGCUCCCUGGUUGGCAAUGUGAGCACUGCACCUUCAGGAACCAUAACCCCGGCCGGGUGUGCGAAAUGUGCGACCGCACCAGCCAGAGAGGAGGUCACGAGCCCCCGUCGCUGUGCUCCAAGCCGGAGGGGGAGGAGAAGCCCAAAAAGGAUCCGGCCGAGAUCCAGGCGGAGCCCUUAAAGUGUCUGUCGAAGUCCCUCUCCCAAGAGGAGGUGGAGCAUCGGAGGCAGGAGAAACUGCGAGAGGACGGCCAGAAGAUGAUCGCCAUGAUCAGGGAAGCUGAAGUGGCCGGCGUGGCACCGGAGCUGGUGGCUGCCGCUCUACGCUACUCGGGGGCGGAGCUGCCUCUGGCGUGGCUGAAUUCGGAGCUCCCGUGCGUCCUGGAAGGGGUGGCGGAAAUGGCCACGCAGCGGGGGGAAGAGGAGCCAGGGGGCGGGCUGGGGGCCGUGACCUACCAGGAAGCCCAGACGGCCUGGAUGGAGAGUCAAGGAGACGUGGACGAAGCCGUCGGCCGAUGCCUGGUUGCUCGCCGCAGCAAGGUGCAGGAGCUGAAAGCCCUGGGCUUUGCGGAGCGGGGCCCCGUCCUCCAGGCCCUCUACCAGAACAAAGGCGACUUGUGGCAGGCCCUGGUGCAGCUGCAACGCCAGCGGCUGGAGCCCUUCCACCAGCGCCUGUGGGAGAGCGAAGAGCCCCCCUUCGACUUCCGCAGCCCCGACCGGCAGGCUCUACUGCGUCGCCUCCUGGCCUCUCUGUCCUUGCCGAGCUGGGGCCGGGCCGAGCUGGUCGUGUCGCUCAUGUUGGAGAAGCCGAGCGAAGGGGACUGGGAGCUGGCGGACAUCGUGGAGGCCGUGAAGGCGUCUCCCAGCCGGGACUUCAUCAAGCGCCUCUUGAGCUGGGAAUGCGCCGUCUGCAGCUGGACCCUGCCACGCAACAAGAUGCAGUCGCUGACGUCCUGCGAAUGUACGAUAUGCCCCGACUGCUUCACCCAGCACUUCACGAUCGCCGUGAAAGAGAAACACAUCACGGACUUGGUGUGUCCGGCUUGCUCCGAGCCAGAGAUCAGCGACGAAGGGGAACUCCUCAGCUACUUCUCCACGCUCGACAUCCAGCUUCGGGGGUGCCUGGACACAGAGACAUACGAGCUCUUCCACAAGAAACUGACUGAGAGGGUGCUGAUGCGGGACCCCAAAUUUCAGUGGUGCACGCAUUGUUCCUUUGGAUUCAUCUACGAGUCGGAGCAGCUGGAGGCGAAAUGUCCGCAGUGCCGCAAAAGCUUCUGCGUCCUGUGCAGGCGCCCGUGGGAACCACAGCACCAAGGGCUGUCUUGCGAAGGGUUCCAGGAAUGGAAGCGGACCAACGAUCCCGAGUACCAGGCUCAGGGCUUGGCUGCGUACCUGCAAGAGAAUGGGAUUGCCUGCCCCAAUUGCAAGUUCUCGUAUGCCUUGGCCCGGGGGGGCUGCAUGCACUUCCAUUGUACCCAGUGCCGGCAUCAUUUCUGCAGCGGCUGCUACAGUGUCUUCCACGCUAAGAACAAAUGCCCACUCCACGGCUGCCCCAUCAAGCGGUCCCUCCACGCCCACCACCCUCGAGACUGCCUCUUCUACCUCCGUGACUGGGACGUGGCUCACCUGCAGCGACUCUUACAGGACAAAGGAAUUUUGUUCAACACUGAUCCACCAGCUGGAACCCGUGCUACCACUGGAGGUGGGUGCCAGGUGAUGGAGCAGAAGGAGACCAGGGCGGGGUUGAAGGACGAACCUUGUGGGAAAGAGACCCAAGCUGGAUACGCUGGACUUUGCCAGGCCCACUACAAGGAGUACCUGGUCAGCCUCAUCAACAGCCACUCCCUAGACCCGGCCGUCCUGUACAGUCUGCAGGAAGUCGAGCUCGUCUGGCAACGCCACCUGCCUGCCACUCAGCUGCCGCCACGGGGGCCUGCCGAGGAGGAUGAAACUUACGCCGGGCGCUUGAUCCAGAAGCUAAUGGACGAGGUGGCUCUGGGGCCGAAAAUCCCACGCAGACCGAAGCAGCCGGAUGCACGAGGCCUCCACUAGCCCCGACGGAGGGGGACGCUGAACAGAGUCUACCUUGCGAUGGAGUUUUGCGUGGGAGGGUGGUCGUUUCUUGAGGGGAGGGAGUGUUCAUAUUUUGGAGUGCCUUUAUCUUUGGGAGUCCAAGAUGCAAUUUGAUGACUCUCUUAUCUACUGGGUGGAAGCUAAUACAGGAGGAGUCCAAACAGAUGAAUUCUGCCUCCCCUAGAAUUACAAAUUGUUUUUCUCUGCCCUGGCCCCUUUCCCAGCAAGGAUCCCUACCACCUUUGGGGAGAGGCGGGGAGGAAAGAGGCCAGCUCCUAUUUUCAGAUCUCCCAUUUACACGUGCGUAAACCCUCUCCCCCUCCCCAGACACCUGUGCUAAGUGGCUUGAAAAACAAUCUGGAAAAACCUUGUGGGAAUGGACACCUAAUGGGACGAUUUUAACUUUUACACAAGCCUGUUCUGGAAGGGUUUAAAGAAUGUACUUUCUGGGUAUUAUGAGAAUGAUUUUACAGGAAAUGGGAGGCUUCUGAAAAUUAUUCGGCGAUCCGGCCGAAAAUUACAUGCCAUGUUCCGGGUUCUCCUAACUCCUUACUUUUCCUGUGCCUUUUAAUAUUUUACCUGCUCCGUAAUAUUCACCUGUGAUCUUUGGGGAAUGCAAAUCCCCCAGUAAAUCAUUCUCUGAUUUUAACAAUCA